AUAUAGACGUGAAGAGAGGUAAUGACCAUUAUUGACCAUUUCUUUCUUAUUUUCCUAAUUUUGUUUUGUUUAAGACAAAUGUAACGUCUUAUUUUUUAUGUUCCUUGUUUUCCUCCCCUCCACUUCUCCCCUUUCCAGCCACUGCUCUCUCUUUUCCUCAACAUUCACCAAAAUUCUUGAUUUUUUUUUUCUUUCGUUUCCAAUCUUCCCAAGAAACACACACACACGCACACACACAUUAAUUUCUUGUCUGUUUCCAUAUCCUAGAUUUCAAAAAUCUGUCCAGUUUGUUACACAUGCAAUGUGCAACGAUGAAUCGAAGGACACUAACCAUGAAUUGGGAUGGUCUCGGAGAAGACGAUGACGAUGACCGUUUCUUCGAAUCCCGCGAGAGAAUAUCCUCAGUGGUCCCACUCGAUUUGGCUUCUUCUGGAUCGGACGAGGAUGAGGAUUUCGAGGAUAGUCGGAUGUCUUUCGUUUCGGCUAUCUCUUCAGCCACGAUCAAAAGCAUCCGGUCCGUGGAUUCAAGUGCAAAAUCUUCUUCAAUAAUGGGUGGCUAUGAUAUGUGGAUGUCUGAGCCAGGUGAUAUUCGUGAGAGGCGAAAACGCCUCUUUCAAGACAUGGGCCUUUCCAGCACAAAGGAUAUGCUCAGACUUGCUAGCUCCAAGAUUGUCGGAGCAGUUUCGAGAAAACACCAUGAUAAUAAUAAUGGCCAAGUUUCCAUAAAGCCCGAUUCUUCUACCACAGUAAAGCUCGAUUUUUCGUCUCCUUCUCCUUCUAGUACAGCAAAUGUCGGUACUUCUUCUCCAGAAAAGGAAUCAAGAAAAGAGGAGCCUUCUUCUUCUUCACCGUUGGAUUCACAUCCGACGGCAGUUGUGCUUGUACGGUCGAGAUCGGAUAGUGACAUAGAUGCCUUUUCUGCAAGAACAAAGCAAAGGAAAGAAGAAUUAAUCGGGCCUGUAUCGAAACAAAGACUCACUAGAACAUCUUCAGGCCUAGCUAUACCUACCACUGGUGUGUGUCAAUACUCUAACGCUGUUAGAAUAUCCCCAGACAGAGCGAAAAGCAGAUUAUUGAAUCCAAACAAUGAUGUGCUACAGUCUGUGGUGCCGGACGGUGCGUUUGGUUCGUUCUUCCUGAUAAAGAAUUUGGACACUGGAAAGGAGUUUAUUGUUAAAGAGUAUAACGAACAGGGCAUGUGGAAUAAGCUCAGUGAUGUUCAGACAGGGAAGCAACUUACAAUGGAGGAAUUCGAGAAGUCGGUUGGAUAUUCACCGGUUGUCAAGGAAUUGAUGCGCAGGCAGAAUGUGGGAGGAAAUAGUCAUGACGAUGGGAGGAAAAUCAACAACAACUCGUAUUUUUCAAAGAGUUUCAGAAAUAGCAAGAGAAAGGGAGCUGCAAUUUUGAAGAAUAUCAAAGGCGUGGCAACUUCGAUGAGCGGAUUAAACAAAGAACAAGAGCAUUCUUUUCCAGAAGAACAGACAGCUCCUCCUCCUCCUCCUAAGGCUACAUCGGAAUGGGUAAAAGCUCGUCAGCAUGGGAAAUCAUACAAAGAAUUUACGGCACUGCAUAUGUCUCAAGAAAUACUAGCGCACGAGGGUUCUAUAUGGGCUAUUAGAUUCAGCUGUGACGCACGUUUUCUAGCAAGUGCAGGUGAAGAUAAAGUGAUUCAUGUGUGGGAAGUGCAGGAAUGUGACGUGCUGUCGGCAAGAUCAGGCGAUGAUUUGAGUUCGGCCGGUGGCACACCUGUUCAUCCGAUGGCUGGGAUUGCUUCAGACCGUCCUCCACUUGCGGAAAUAAUACCUAUGCCAUCUGAAAGGAAGAAAAAGGGUAAAAAUAACAAAAAGAAAGGCAACUCAAUCCCGGACUAUGUAAAUGUGCCAGAUACUGUUUUUGCUCUUUCAGAGAAACCAGUAUUCACUUUCAAAGGUCAUCAAGAUCAUGUCCUGGAUCUCUCGUGGUCGACAUCACAGGUCAGCUUCUUGCAAAUUUAUUACUCAGUCAUCAAUCGCUUAAAAGUGUUCAAUCCAGUAGAUGACAACUACUUUAUGAGCGGCUCACUAGAUGGAAAGGUUCGAAUUUGGAAUAUACCUGCUCGUAAGGUUGUUGACUGGACAGAUCUUCAUGAAAUGGUUACUGCUGCUAGCUACACUCCCGAUGGUCAGGGUGCUAUUAUUGGUUCUCAUCAAGGGAUCUGUCGAACUUAUAGCAUUGAUGAUUGCAAACUGGAACACCUCAGUGAUAUCCAGUUGAAGACGAAGUCUCAAGCCAAAAAACUCCCUGGUUUUCAAUCUCAAACUCAACCCAAAAAAGUCACUGGUUUUCAGUAUGCUCCUUGGAAUCCAUCUGAAGUGCUCAUCACUUCCACUGAUUCUCGAAUUCGGAUACAUAAUGGACCAGAGCUCGUCCAAAAAUAUAGAGGAUUUCGAAACACGGGCAGCCAGAUUGCAGCUUCAUUCAGUCCAGACGGAAGACACGUCAUAAGCGCCAGCGAGGACUCUCAGGUCUAUAUAUGGAAAGUCGAAGAGUCCAAAAGUCCGAGCGGUGGAAAGAGAAAAAGCAGAAUCACCGUACAAGCACACGAGCACUUCCACUGUAGGGAUGUAUCGGUAGCAAUCCCAUGGCCAGGUAGCAUAAAAAACGAGCCACCGGUAGUAGAAAUACAUUCCAAAAGACACUCAAAACGGUCAACCGCUCCACUACCACCAAAUUCCAGCAGCAACUCUCCGACCCGUGAGGAAAACUUGGUGGGGACCAGUAGCAGGAGGCAAUUGCCCCCUCUGCCCAAGAAGAACAACCGUUUGGAGAGGGUAUCGAGCGGUGCUGAUGAGGAAUUCGCUCAAUCCGCUCCCAUAGAUCCUGGAAUAGGCGUGAGGGACUCUUUCGAUUCAUCGUCUGCAUCGAUUAGUUAUGGUGAGUCGCCUUCCAUUUCUGCUUCCGCCACUUCCCCAUCGCAGUCUUGGUCAACUUCUUGGUCUUUGUUUGAUGGGGGGCAAGGGGGUCACACUGUUCAAGCAACGGCAUGGGGGCUAGUCAUUGUGACGGCGAGCUUGGAAGGUGAGAUUAGGGUUUAUCAGAAUUUUGGGCUGCCUCUUAAAGUCAGUCGUCAGGCGGCUAAUCUCUUCAGAGAUUAAGCUUCUUAUUGCUUGCACUAAUUUUUGUAUGAACAAUGUACCUAUGUAGUUCCCCCCUUUUUUUUCCUCUUGUGAAUCUAUUCAACCUAAAGCUAAAAGCAUGGUUUCCAUUUCCUCUUGCUCAGUUUUUGAAUUAACAAUCUUCAAACAUGCAAUUAGUCACAACAAAUCACACACGCGCACACAGAAAAUCGCAUGGAGCACUCAUAGAAACAAACGAAUAAGCAGAUUGAUUUGGUUUUUUCACGGUGU
Molecule: messenger RNA, 3386 nt
Organism: Erythranthe guttata (spotted monkey flower)
Lineage: Eukaryota; Viridiplantae; Streptophyta; Magnoliopsida; Lamiales; Phrymaceae
Source: RefSeq, a predicted model, not a curated record